Molecule: messenger RNA, 2058 nt
Organism: Sebastes umbrosus (honeycomb rockfish)
Lineage: Eukaryota; Metazoa; Chordata; Actinopteri; Perciformes; Sebastidae
Product: flavin-containing monooxygenase 5-like
Molecular function (GO): flavin adenine dinucleotide binding; N,N-dimethylaniline monooxygenase activity; NADP binding
Source: RefSeq, a predicted model, not a curated record
AUGUGAUAAACAUCCUUCUCUCUCACACUCCGCCCACUGCACAGCUCCAUGCAGCAGCAACAAGUCGUUCCCUUCUCUCAAUCGCAAAAGAGCUGAAGUAUGACUCGUCAUGUGGCAGUGAUUGGAGGAGGUAGUUCAGGUCUGGCCUGUAUCAAGUGCUGCCUGGAUGAGGGGCUGGAGCCUGUCUGCUUCGAAGGCAGCGAUGACAUCGGUGGUCUGUGGAGGUUUAAGGAGAAUCCAGAGCCAGACAGGGCCAGCAUCUACCACUCUGUCAUCAUCAACUCCUCCAAGGAGAUGAUGUGUUCCAGUGACUUUCCCAUCCCUGCACACUUCCCCAACUACAUGCACAACUCCCUCGUCAUGGACUACUUUCACAUGUACGCUGACCGCUUCCAGCUCACUAAGCACAUACGCUUCAAUACCAAAGUCUUGCAGGUGACGCAGAGAUCAGAUUUCUCUCAUUCAGGCCAGUGGAACGUUGAGACGGAGAACAAGGAUGGUGAAAAGGAGAAACAGAUUUUUGAUGCUGUGAUGAUCUGUAUUGGACGUCACUGCCGUCCCAACUAUCCACUGCAUGACUUCCCAGACAUUGACACUUUCAAGGGAAAGUACUUCCACAGCCGAGACUACAAGACUCCUGAGGAGUGGAGGGAUAAAAAGGUUGUAGUGCUUGGAAUAGGAAACUCUGGAGCAGACAUAGCAGUGGAACUGAGCAGAGUCACCAAGCAGCUGUAUCUAAGCACUCGGAGGGGAGCCUGGAUCGCAAAUCGAGUUUCAGACAAUGGUCUUCCCCGUGAUAUGCUGAACAACAGGAUGACAGAUUUUGUGCGCCGGAUCCUUCCCUUUGAAUUACUCUGCAGCGUGGCAGAAAGAAAAGUCAACCAAAGAUUUGAUCACAGUCUGUACAACUUGAAGCCAAAGUACAGGUUGCUCAGACAACAUCCCACACAGAGCGAUGAGCUUCCCAACCGCAUCCUAUCUGGGACAAUUCAGGUGAACAACAUCCGCAGGUUUCAGGGGUCCAGUGUGGAGUUUGCUGAUGGAAGUGUCGUGGAAGAUGUCGACCUGGUGGUGUUUGCCACAGGUUACAGGUUUUGCUUUCCAUUCCUGGACUCACAUGUGACCUCAGUGUCUGAGAACAAAGCAUCGCUGUACAAGUAUGUGUUUCCUUCUGAGUUGGACCGCCCCACUCUGGAAAUCAUUGGUCUCGUGCAGCCACUGGGAGCCAGUAUGCCCAUCUCUGAGAUGCAGGCCCGAUGGGCCACACGUGUCUUUAAAGGCAGCGUCAAGCUUCCCUCAGUGGCUUCCAUGCUAAAAGAUGCCCAGUGCAAGCAGAAGACAAUGGCUAAAAGGUAUAUCACCAGUCACAGACACCCCAUCCUGGUUGAUGUCAGCUACAUGGAUGAGAUAGCAGAGCUGGUGGGAGUUCAACCCAACUUCCUGAGGCUGCUGCUGACUGAUCCCAGGCUGGGACUGAAUCUGUUGCUCGGUCCCAGUACUUCGUACCAGUAUCGUUUCAGAGGGCCAGAGAAAUGGGCUGGAGCCCGUCAGGCCAUCCUCACUCAGUGGGAGAGAGUGGCUCAACCCAUGCAGACCAGGCCCUGUUAUGGUCCCAAACCAAAGAGAUCGUUUGUGUGGUCUCUGAUUCUGUCAGCUGCUGCUGUGGGCUCGGCUGCCUACAACCUUCCAGCUUUCCUGCAGGACCCCACUGCACUGUUGGACAAGAUAAAAGUUUACCUGUCUGCUCAGUAAUGUGCAAUUCAUGCUUAUUUCACUCACAAAUGUGUUACUGGUUUAACCUUCUGACACCCACAAUAGACUCAUUUUUGUCACACACAUUUAUCAUACAUGAACACAGUUAUCAAUUUAUGACAAUUUAUUAAGAUACAUAAAUCAAUGAUGCCACCUCAUGAUGGCUUUAAAAAGGCCAACUGAUGUUAUACUAUGCCAAACAUAUUCAACAUGUCCCACUAUAUCAGUGGUUCUCAAACUGUGGUACGCGUACCACCUCUCUGUAGUGGUACGCGGAGGAAUCUCUGAAAUAUUUUUUUUUAAUUA